CAAGAGAUUCAGGAAUAUUCAGCGAAGACAGUAAGUUAUCAUUUCCAAUUCAAGGCGGGUCUAAGCAGCAAGAAAAUGCCUCGUCAGGCUCAUUAUUCAGCUGCAGUCAGAUAGACAGGAUGAUUCGCUGCAACCCCGCAGUGUCGCCCUCAGCUGAAGAGAGGCUCUCAAUUCCAAAUAAAGUCCACCGCUGUCCCCCAACUCGACUUUACUUACUUCCUCAGAACUUCACUCGUAAAUAGCCAUCUGUCAAACGAGGACCCCUGCCUCCUCUGUAGCCGUUCUUCUGGUUUUGUGUGUGGCCGUCAUUUACCAAAUCUUAAGACUGAAGUUUAGAACUUAUGGAUCCUCUCAGUAUCACCGCAAGCGCCAUAGGUAUCACACAAUUUGCUAUAUCCAGUAUUGUCAAACUUCAUGAUAUCAUUAACGAUCUUGCCGAGGCUAAAGAAGUCGCACGAGAUAUUGCCUCAAACUUGGAAGGCGUACAGCGCCCGUUGGCCGCUCUGGAAGAACUCACCAUUUCAGACCGCACGAUAUAUAUCACAACGAAAGCGGAUCUGGAGAAAACUGGUGUCGUCGAAGCCGUUAACAACUGCGGGCAGGCAUGUGCCGACUUUGCAGACAAUUUGAAGCGGUGGACGAAACAUUCCACUGGCACAACCACCAAAAUCUCACUCAGAGAUCGAUUUUUAGUCGGCGUUUGGAACAAGGAGAAAAUCCGGACUUUUAGAAUGCAGGUUCAGUCUUGCCAGGCUAUAGUUCAGUUUGCAAUUACAAGUACCCAGUUAAUCGUUCAACUCCGCUCUGAACAAACAUCAGAGAUUCAUCGCGAGCAACUGAAGACCCAAUUGCAGGCUCUCGAGACACAAAUCCAAGAGUAUAUAGAUCUCGCCAAGAAGCAGCAAGAUGAAGCACAAAGACGUAGGCAAGAUCUACAGGAGCAGCCAGGGGACGAAGAAGACGGCGGUGCUCAGCGAGCCCUAGCCACACAGGAGGUCGAGAAGCAGAAAGGCUUACUGGAAGCUGACCAAGUUUCCUCCGCAGUAGUCUUCUUACAAGUGCGGUCCAAACGAACCAGUCAGGAUAUCAGUAACAUUAUAAUAUCAGAUGAUUCAAAGGCUUUGGUAGGAAUGCCGGAGAGUGUUGUUGGAGAAGUCAACCAACGGAUCAAAGGCGUAACCACAAAGAAUCGAUCUGCUGCAGCUGUGGGAGUUUUUGACAAGAAUGUUGAUAUGAGGGAUUUCUUCAAGUCAACAUAGCUAUCAGGGCUCGCAGGUGGAGAGUAGUUGCAGGCUGGCCAACCAGUCAGUCGACUAGUCAACUGACUGAUAAGUGAGCAGUUAAAGUGAACCAGUUUAAACAUUUUGAAUCGUUUCAGUCUAUCAGUGAUCCAAUAGUCCAUCCGUUCCAAGCGCCAGGGUCCGAGACGUGUUAGUUGGGCUAGGAUUUCGUUUCUACUGCUGAGUUUGGCGUUGGAGAGGGCGGUUUGGUGGAGGGUGUAGAGGAUGUAGAGGAGGG
Molecule: messenger RNA, 1518 nt
Organism: Mollisia scopiformis
Lineage: Eukaryota; Fungi; Ascomycota; Leotiomycetes; Helotiales; Mollisiaceae
Exons: 2
Coding region: 342-1259 (305 amino acids)
Source: RefSeq, a predicted model, not a curated record